AUGAACGAUCCUUCUUUAUUGGGCUACGCUAGCCUAGGCCCGCAACAGCAACAGCAACAGCAACAGCAGCAGCAUGCCGGGCUGCUAGGAAAGGGUACACCAAACGCCCUACAGCAGCAACUACACAUGAACCAGCUCUCCGGCAUACCUCCCCCGGGGCUCAUGAAUAGCAACGAUGUGCACACUCCCCAGAACAACAACUCGCGCCAGUUGCUCGACCAAUUGGCCAAUGGAAACGCGAACAUGCUCAAUUUAAACAUGGAUAACAACAACAACAAUGGCAACAGUAACGGGAUGAUGGUGAACGCCCCCACGGCUGCGGCCAACCCAAUAGGGAUGGUCCCGACCGUGGGCACGCCCGUGAACAUUAAUGUGAACGCCAGCAACCCUUUACUACACCCGCACCUGGAUGAUCCUUCCCUACUAAACAACCCCAUCUGGAAGCUUCAACUGCAUCUGGCUGCGGUUUCUGCGCAAUCAUUGGGGCAACCCAACAUCUAUGCUAGACAAAACGCGAUGAAAAAGUAUUUAGCCACGCAACAGGCCCAGCAAGCCCAGCAGCAGGCCCAGCAGCAGGCACAACAACAGGUCCCGGGCCAAAUGGGCCCACCACCUCAAGCUCCACCACCAGCUUUGCAACCCACGGAUUUCCAGCAGUCCCACAUCGCAGAAGCCUCGAAGUCGCUAGUCGACUGCACCAAGCAGGCUCUGAUGGAGAUGGCCGACACUCUCAUCGACAACAAGACAGCAAAGAAACAACAGCCCACGGGUGAGAGCACCCCCUCGGGCACUGCAGCCAACAGCGCAGUGUCCACACCGCUGACCCCAAAGAUAGAGCUGUUUGCUAAUGGCAAGGACGAAGCCAACCAGGCGCUUUUGCAACACAAGAAACUUUCUCAGUACAGCAUCGAUGAAGAUGACGACAUCGAAAACAGAAUGGUCAUGCCCAAGGACUCCAAAUACGAUGACCAACUAUGGCACGCUCUGGAUUUGUCCAAUCUGCAGAUCUUCAACAUCAGCCCCAACAUCUUCAAGUACAAUUUUCUAACAAGACUGUAUCUGAAUGGCAACAGCCUUACAGAGUUGCCACCGGAGAUCAAGCACCUAAGCAACCUGCGUGUCUUGGACCUGUCCCAUAACAGAUUGACCUCUUUGCCCGUGGAACUGGGCUCGUGUUUUCAAUUGAAAUACCUAUACUUUUUCGACAACAUGAUUUCGACAUUACCAUGGGAGUUCGGCAACCUGUGCAAUCUGCAAUUUCUCGGUGUCGAGGGGAAUCCCUUAGACAGGCAGUUUUUGAAGAUCCUCGCUGAAAAAUCUGUCACCGGAUUGAUCUUCUACUUGAGGGACAACAGACCGGAGAUUCCCUUAGCGCAUGAACGUAAAUUCAUCGAAAUCAAUACCGACGGUGAACCACAGAAAGAAUACGAUUCUUUGCAGCAAUCCACGGAACAUUUGUCCGCGGAUUUGGCCAAGAAGACAUUCAGCGUCUUGUCGUACAACACUUUAUGCCAGCACUAUGCCACCCCGAAAAUGUACCGUUAUACGCCAUCGUGGGCGUUGACUUGGGAUUACAGACGCAGCAAAUUAAAGGAACAAAUUCUGUCAUAUGAUAGUGAUGUGUUGUGCUUGCAAGAAGUAGAGUCCAAGACUUUUGAAGACUAUUGGGUGCCCCUAUUGGACAAGCAUGGUUAUACGGGUAUUUUUUAUGCAAAGGCAAGAGCCAAGACCAUGCAUUCCAAGGAUUCCAAGAAAGUGGACGGGUGUUGUAUUUUUUUCAAGAGGGACCAGUUCAAAUUGGUUACCAAGGACGCCAUGGAUUUCAGCGGCGCUUGGAUGAAACACAAAAAGUUCCAAAGGACUGAAGACUACUUAAACCGUGCAAUGAACAAGGAUAACGUGGCACUGUUCUUAAAGCUACAACACGUCUCCAGCGGCGAUACCAUAUGGGUGGUCACGACACAUUUGCACUGGGAUCCCAAAUUCAACGAUGUGAAGACCUUCCAAGUGGGUGUCCUGCUGGACCAUCUGGAAUCACUACUUAAGGAGGACACAACACACAACUCCAGACAGGAUAUCAAGAAAUCCCCCGUGCUUAUCUGCGGUGAUUUUAAUUCAUACAUCAACUCCGCCGUAUACGAAUUGAUAAGUACAGGCCGUGUCCAAGUACAUCAGGAGGGAAACGGCAGGGACUUCGGUUACAUGUCAGAGAAAAAUUUCUCACACAACCUGGCUUUGAAAUCAAGUUAUAACUGUAUCGGCGAACUACCAUUCACCAACUUCACACCUUCAUUCACAGACGUCAUUGACUACAUAUGGUUUUCCGCGCAUGCUCUUAGGGUGCGUGGACUUUUAGGCGAGGUAGACCCUGAAUACGUGAGUAAAUUCAUUGGGUUCCCUAACGACAAAUUCCCCAGUGACCAUAUACCAUUGUUGGCUAGGUUUGAAUUCAUGAAGACAAAUACGGGGAGUAGGAAAGUAUGA
Messenger RNA from Saccharomyces kudriavzevii IFO 1802, 2484 nucleotides. RefSeq names its product CCR4-NOT core exoribonuclease subunit CCR4 (gene CCR4). Gene Ontology annotation, biological process: nuclear-transcribed mRNA poly(A) tail shortening. NCBI's taxonomy places the organism in Eukaryota, Fungi, Ascomycota, Saccharomycetes, Saccharomycetales, Saccharomycetaceae. The record is from RefSeq and is a predicted model, not a curated record. Gene Ontology annotation, cellular component: CCR4-NOT complex; cytoplasm; nucleus. Gene Ontology annotation, molecular function: poly(A)-specific ribonuclease activity; protein binding. The transcript has a single exon. Bases 1 to 2484 code for a protein of 827 amino acids.